This is a messenger RNA of Angiostrongylus costaricensis, 804 nucleotides long. NCBI's taxonomy places the organism in Eukaryota, Metazoa, Nematoda, Chromadorea, Rhabditida, Metastrongylidae. The record is from the annotation of a GenBank genome assembly.
CCAAUUCCUUGGCAUCGUUGCGUGGGUCAACUGGCUCGGCAAGAGAUGUCCGUCGUACAGCCACCACCGCAUCUCAUGCACUUCGCGCAGACGCAAGCCUCAUUGUCUCCAGAUGAUAUCGAUCUUGAAGGAGGACGUCUCAUAGACGUCGUACAGGAAGAAGAAAUCGAUGCUACAGACGGUUGUCGCGUGCAGGUUGUCAUAUACCGUAUCGAGUCGGCUGACGGUACCGAACAACUCACAAAAACAAUACGGCGAAAGAUCAAAUUCGACUGCACACAAACAUCACGACGACUUGAGAUGUCGAACGGUAAAGAGGCUAAGGUCGAGGAGAAAUGCGAACGAUAUCAAGGUGAUAUCAAAGGCUUCAGACCUGUGGAAAUUACGCAGAAUAACAAGAUGCUUCAACUAGAUCCGAACGAUGCACAGGCAAGUCAACUAACUCUGCAUUUACAGACUUCCGCUGAAUAUAACCUUAAAAAUAACUUAUUUUUCCUUAUGGAUGUUGCAAUUUCGAACGUGCUAGGCCAAGUGCCGGACACAUUUAUGAGCAUGCUCUCGAAAGAAAAGGAGUAUUUAGUAUAUUCUUUGAAAUCAAACGAGAACAUCGGUAGACUUAUGGAUUAUUCUGAGCGCCUAGGAGUUCAUGAACUAUAUUGUUUUGUUUUAGUGAAAAUGUUUCCCGACCUUUUCACACAAAUGCGCACACAGUCGUCGCUGAUACCGGCAUCCACAACCGAAGUGAUCGUCAAUCCCGACGGUAGCACGACGACCAGAGUACGAAGCAGUAAGAGUUAUAGGUGA